UUGUUGAGCAGAAACACUCUCGUUUUCGGUCGUUUUAACUCCAAAGAACGCACAAAUGUUCAUCGGACGCCAUUUUUCUUCACAUCGCUGAUUCCUCAUUGUCUUAAGUCACAGGUCUCAAAGUACUAUGGGAAAAAGGCACUUCUAGGCGUAGCAAAGAGCCUGGAAGUGACGUUCUUCGUUUUCCUUGGCGUGGGCGCCAUUUUGAAAAUUUGUUUGACGUCAUCAUAUACCCCAAUCUGGUUGUGUCCCGGACUGCUCUUAGAGCUACUAUACCAGUGCAUGCCUUUUUACACAUGGGCAAUUCCACCAUCACGGACGUUACAUUCAGACUCAGUUUUAUACAUUCAAACUUUUACUAAUAAUAUAUGAAAAUGAUUUUUUUCAACUUAUCUUCAAUAUAUGUGUUUACAAACAUUGGUUGGUUGAAUAGGUAAUUUUGUUUCCCAAUUUGACCUCUUCGAUAAAGAGAAAAUAAACAGAAAAAGGUAUGUCACGGACGUUACAUAAAAACAACUACUCCUGUAAAUACAUUUCCAUUAAAUCAAGAUUCCUGUGAAUUUUGAAUGUUCUUGAUAAGAAGUUCUCCAUAAAUAUUUAGCUUUGGGAACAUGUUAACUAAAAAUGUAGUGGGCAAUUUCAUUUCUCUUAGGUCCUUUUGUAGAAUCCUUUUUAAGUGUUGUCACGGACGUUACAUUCAAUGUCACGGACGUUACACUGUGUGAGUUGUUGUCCCAAUCCACCGAAUAAGGAGGCUUUAUUCUUUGCUAAAUACAGGAAAUGAUUAUCUUGUGUUAAAUAUAGGUAUUACAUGUACAUGUGUAUCUUUUACAAGUGACUAGUGGAUAAUAUGGUCAGCAGCCUUAACCUGUGAGCAUGCACCUGAGCCUGCAGUUUUGGGAAUACUGCUGACCAAAAUUCAAAUUCCAUUGCUAAAGCACAUGCAUGAUUGCCAACUUUGUCUGAAAUGAAUCCCUUUAAAAAGCCUGUAAAUGGAGCAAAAAGUUGGGGCAACGACCUUCCAUUGGCCUAGAAGAGAGGAUGUGGACCAAGCACACACUUCAAGUAUAUUUUAUGGUCCAGUUACAGUACCUAGUUUUAUUAGUGGACCUUUCACAAUUCCAGAACUGUCACACGUAGAAAAACUUUUCAAACUCAUUAGAAAGUGCAGAAAGUUCUCAAAGUAACGACAGUACAAUGUAGACUUUAUGACUGUACAGUAUAAAGUGAACAUUUCGAAAUUCAGCCACCGUUUGGCUACUGUUAUUUGACAUAUCAGUGUUUUAAUGUUUGAUUGCCGUAUGGACUUACUUUGUGUAUUUUACAGACUUGCAUGUAUGUUUGCCUACUUUUCGUUAUAGGCUUAUUUUGUAUAAGUUUCAAAACAAUUAAAUGUGUUGUGUUCCAAAUAUUGAAAUAUGUAACGUCCGUGACGUAACAUCCGUGACAGACUGACUGUAUAUAUUUAUUAGAGGUUACAAUAAAUCAAAGUUUUCUCUUCACCAAACUAUAUCAGAUGGACUGAUAGCUGUACAACAUCAAUAGUUUAAUUGUUCUUCAAUUGCUUUUUCAAGGAGAGGGAAAAAACAGACUUAAUGUCACGGAUGUUACGUAACGUCCGUGACAAAACUUGUAAUAACUGUCCCUCUUUUAAGAAAAAAUUUGGAAGAAAUUUUACAUGACAUGUGGUUAGUUCCCAGCAAGGUAUUAAUUGUGAUGUAAAUGUUUUAAGUUAAAAAAAUAUUACCUGCUUAGUUCCAUUAGUUUAAAUAUGCAUUGCAGAGAUUGAUCAUCAAAAGAAAAAUCAACACAUACAUACUUUGUGUACCCCCCUGAGAACAGUUUUGCCCAAGGCAAUAAAAAACAUUUUGCAGUACACUUUGACAUGUCUACAAUGCACUGCAGGUAAUAAUUCAAUCAGAAACACAGUUUUAAAAACAAUGAUUUUCACAUUUCUCAUGUGGAAUUGCCCACAUACACUUAACGUGAGUCUCAAAGUUAACUUUGCAUCUAAUAAUACUCCAAAAUAUGUUUAUUUUACGUUCUUUUGCAGUCGGGUGGAAAAGCACGCUGCUUUUUUGGCAAAAAGAUGCCAUUUGUGUGGGAAAACUUUGAUGACAUUAAAAACCGUCCAGAACUGUGAGAAAAGAGCGCUUGGAAGUGAACUUUUGAACUUCAUUUGCGAAGAUAUUGAGCUAGACUCCAGAGAAAUUCAUCCA
Molecule: messenger RNA, 2219 nt
Organism: Porites lobata
Lineage: Eukaryota; Metazoa; Cnidaria; Anthozoa; Scleractinia; Poritidae
Source: the annotation of a GenBank genome assembly